Messenger RNA from Paramecium sonneborni, 510 nucleotides. The record is from the annotation of a GenBank genome assembly. NCBI's taxonomy places the organism in Eukaryota, Ciliophora, Oligohymenophorea, Peniculida, Parameciidae.
AUGCAGAAAGAUAAAUAGAUUAUAUCUAAAAAAAUUUAGAUGUCAAUUUACUUGAUAAAUUAAUUAAGGCAUUCAAUGGCAUUGAAAUCCCAAUACAUACAUACUCCCUCAGAAUUAUAUGAAAUGUAUCAUAUUCUCCAUUUCUUACAGAUUCAUGAAUUUUACAAUUAAAUAAAGAAUUUACUCAUAUAAGAUAAAUCUAGCAUUUUAAUUGGAUACUAAUUAUCUGAACUAUAUGAAAUUGAAUCAUUAUCUAAUUUUUAUUUUGAAUAUUUCAAAGCAUAUGGAUUCUUGGGUAUUUUUAAUAAAAAACUUCAUUAAGAUAAAGUUAGAUAAUACAUCUAUAAAAAUAAAACUAGAUUAGUUCCUCUUCAUUAUUUAUAUUUAUAAGCCAAUUUAUUUAAGAAGCAGAGUAGGUUACAAAUCAAUAGAAAUAAAUUAUUUUUAUAGAAUUCGAAAAAUAAUAUAAAAAAAUUAAAUGAGAACAGUUUCAAGUAUUUCUCAAUCUGA